Messenger RNA from Penicillium digitatum Pd1, 1437 nucleotides. RefSeq names its product Zn(II)2Cys6 transcription factor. NCBI's taxonomy places the organism in Eukaryota, Fungi, Ascomycota, Eurotiomycetes, Eurotiales, Aspergillaceae. The record is from RefSeq and is a predicted model, not a curated record. Gene Ontology annotation, biological process: regulation of DNA-templated transcription. Gene Ontology annotation, molecular function: DNA-binding transcription factor activity, RNA polymerase II-specific; zinc ion binding.
AUGUUCCGAGACGAGAAUGACAAGGCGGCUCGACGAAGUGCAGAGGCAAAAGCCAAGACCGAGGCCCGUCGAAAACUGGAGGAUAGUGCAGCACUAGAAUCUGAUAUAUCCACUCCCAGUUCGCGAUCCGAUCGUUCACCGUCAGAUGAACUAUUCUGCAGGAGCAGGGGCCCAUUGAUUCUGACCCCUCCGAGGAUUUCUGCCCCGCUAUCCAUCUCAUUGGAGGAUCAGGGGUUAAGGUUCUUUGUGAACCGUUUUGUGACAAGGAUGGCCACCAGGACAGAUCGCUCUCCAUCGGUAGCUAUUGUACAGCCGUCUCCUCAUUUUGGAGUAGUUGCUCGCGAUCAGUCGAGUCGAGAUGCUGUCGUCUCGGUUGGCCUGGCUGCUUUGUCCAAUGUCAAUAAUGACAGAGCACUGCGGAUUUUGUCUCGAGAGAAACACGCGAUGGUCAUCAAGGCCGUGCGAGAAGUAGUGGAGAAUCCCGCUCAGGCCAAUCCCGACAAAACGUUCCACCUGAUCGUAAUGCUGAGUCUAUACGAAAUGGUCAGCUGUACCCCAAGUCAGCUCAACUCUUGGAUAGUGCAUCUGGAUGGUGCUGCUGCCUUGCUUAAGCAAUCCAUCUUUCAGUCAUCACUCACAAAGUUGGACCCCCGGGCCCACUUACAAUUCUACCUUGUUGCAAUUGUCAAAUAUUUUUCGAAGAAAGUUGUCUCCCCGGAUCUACUGAGCUGGUCUCUUGAUCUCAUACCAUCUGCCCCACCAGAGAUCUUCCCGGGCGUCGAUCUCGUUGACAUACUGGUAAGAUUCACGAAGUUCGAUGCAUAUGUGCAUCACCACAAGCCCGAUGCUAGAGCAGUAGUGGACUCAGCACUCUUGUUUGAAGAUGAACUCCACGAGUGGGAAACGCACCUCCCAAGAGACUGGUCAUUUAUUGUGAAAGAAUCCAAUACAUGCGAAUACACUUUCAAUGGCCGGUAUCACAUCUACAAAGAUCUGUGGAUUUCGAGAAUAUUCAACCACUACCGUUGGGCGCGACUGCUGGUCAACGAGACCAUCGUAUGCCAAAUUUCCAAAAUGGCACGACCCACAGCAAAUGAUGUGAUUCAACGGCAGCAAUCAUUGGACACUAUUUCUGUCAUGGCAACUGACAUAUGUGCCGGAGCUGCAAGUCAGGAAGCUAUCUCCGCGCAAGGAGUUGCCGAAGACCCCUCACAUAUACCAUUGUUGAAUGGUACCUUUAUGCUGCUUUUCCCACUAGGAGUAGCCGGAGGCACGGCCGGGAUCCCCGAUGAAGUUCAUGAUUGGGUUGUUGGAACGCUUGAGCGAAUAGGAUGUACGAUGGGGAUCCGGCGAGCUUUUGAAAUGAUACCUCAACUGAAGAAAUCAGUCGGGAAAUGGAAACUAGACCAGAAGCUGUGGAACAUCAUACAUGGGUAA